CCUGGUGGGUGGAAUCGUUUAAAGUUCGACUACCUCGCCAGACGAGUAACUGAGCGGAAGAAAGGCGUUUAGUACUAUGCACAGUGCUACGAUCGAGGGCAAUGUCUGCAUGGAAGUUAGUGGUUGGUGGUGGGGCAAUAGCCCCGCCAACUGUUGAAGGAAGGGUGCAAACUUCCAACAGGAAACGGGAUCGUACCUUAUGCAUUCCUCACCGACAGAAUGGAGAGAGCUCUUUCCAUUCAGUUAUCUCCCAUCCUUGCUAAAGAAAGUAGGUGUCUACUGACAGGAGUGUGAUCGAUAGUUUCGUACACAUAACCAGGUCUGAACUUUUGUUCACUCGUUGGCCAAGUGACCCACCCGGCUUCACAAGUUUGGAAAAGAAGCCUUCGCGUGUUUGGAAAGGUCCCUUUCUUUGACAACAGUAGAAUAGACAAUCCGCUGAGUGGUCUUGUAGUACUUGUUUGGACCCGGUCAGAAACGGUGCUCAAUGAGACCUCUCGUGUGUGAAUGAUUGAGUGGAUUAAUAGACGAGACACAAGUUGUUAAAGAAAGUAUGGUGAACAUGUUUUUGAUUUUCCUUUCCUGGGUUCAGUGUUUGGUGGUGAUUGGCGUGACUGGGCGGAAUUUGAUGGAGAAUGCCCCGCAAAUGUGUCCAAUCGAACACAAUAAUCUCAUCGAUGUCCAACUGUUCGUGUCCGAUGAGGAGGAAUGUUUCAAGCUUUGCGAGAAGUCGGAUAAAUGCAAAUUCUUUAGAUUCUAUGCUUCCUCGUUUACCCGCCCAAGUCAAUGUUUCCUGUUCAAAAGUUGUGGUCGACAGGUGGAAGACGCAUCACCGGAUUGCAUGCUCAACAAGGAAAACACCGUCGAAGUCAAGCCCUUUAUCAAGUCGCAUGGAGAAUGCAAACAAUUGUGCCAAGGCGACCGCAGAUGUGCCUAUUUCAAGUACCAACCCAGAGCCAAACCCCGCACGGGCGACCCUGAUUUACCUCCGGCCAUCAAUCCUCUUUUGAAUCAAAUUGGCACGAACCAGGAGGAGUUCUGCUUCAUCCUCCGAUCGUGUUCCAAACGCAUGGUGGACAAUGUCCAAUGUGCCUUGGGCAAGAACAAUUUCCUGGAUGUCAAGUUCUUUGUCGAGUCCACGGACGAGUGCAAGAUUCAUUGUCAGGCCACCAAUGGCUGUCGAUACUAUUGGUGGUACCCAUUGGAUUAUAGUGAAUCCCCCGCCUAUUGCUACAUGUUCCAACAAUGCGCGCCCAAAGACAAGGAACCUGAGGUAGCCCUAAUAAUCGGGGGUCGUCAUCCAGGGCAUUACUUCAUGACCCAAAAGCAACAUAACGACUUGAUCAUGAGGAACGAUGUUUGUAUGCUCGAAACCAAUGACAAUGUCAGUUUGGCACGUGCCGGAGCCAUAUCCCAAUUUGUGGGAGACAAAGUUCUGUAUUGUGGAGGUCGGAAUGGCCAUGGAGUUCACACCGAUUGUCUGGCCUUCCAUCCCAAGAACAACACGUGGGCCCAUCAUAGCAAUAUGGUUCGGGCACGGGAAGAAGCCACCAGCGUGGUGAUUGGUACGGCUGUUUUUGUCAUGGGUGGGAUUGACGAGAAAACAGUGGAGGUCAUCAAUCUGAAGUCCGAAAUCCAAGGGUCCCCUGACAUUCCGGAAUGGAAGCUUGGUCCAGAUCUGCCUCAAGUUUUGGGGCGAUCAUGCGCUGUCCUUAUGGAUAAUGAGACCGUGAUCAUUGCCGGAGGCCAUGACGACAAUUCCACUUUGUCUCUGGCAACAGGGUACAUGUUGAAUAUCCUGGAAAAUGCUUGGACCGAAAUCCCGAACAUGAAAGUACCUCGUCGAGAUCACGCGUGUCUCUUUGUAGAGUUUGAAAAGUCGAAAGGAAUGCUCGUCACUGGAGGCUUAGGAGAAAACGACGAGGUUCUUGACUCUGCCGAAUUCUUCGACCUUGCCACCAACGAAUGGAUAUUGACCUCGGGAAUGAAGGUCGGAAGGACAGAGCACGCCAUGAGUCUCAUCUACGGCAUUCCCACUGUCAUUGGAGGUUUAAGUAACUCUGGCUUUUUGACCAGCAUUGAGCAAUUUGAUAAGAGCUCAGCUUCUUGGAAUGUGCCUCUGGAACGAGACUGGAGGAUCGUCAACAACGCUCUUGGAGCUCCCAGAUACGAGAUGACCUCAGCUUCAAUUCCUGUCUCUUUGAUGGAAAACUUAUGUGAUGCGGACUCCCAGUGAAACUGGGGCAGACUUCGACGGUGGCGGGAACAUUUGAAACACAAACCCAUCUCUCACGACGCAACUUUUCCCUUUACUUCUUUCCUCCCAACGAGCCCGAACCCAACAUCCGAUC
This is a messenger RNA of Tigriopus californicus, 2351 nucleotides long. RefSeq lists its product as uncharacterized. The transcript is spliced from 10 exons. Bases 554 to 2236 code for a protein of 560 amino acids. Lineage: Eukaryota; Metazoa; Arthropoda; Copepoda; Harpacticoida; Harpacticidae. The record is from RefSeq and is a predicted model, not a curated record. Gene Ontology annotation, molecular function: protein binding.